Molecule: messenger RNA, 1400 nt
Organism: Pseudoliparis swirei
Lineage: Eukaryota; Metazoa; Chordata; Actinopteri; Perciformes; Liparidae
Gene: fkbp7
Product: FKBP prolyl isomerase 7
Exons: 4
Coding region: 54-713 (219 amino acids)
Molecular function (GO): calcium ion binding; peptidyl-prolyl cis-trans isomerase activity
Source: RefSeq, a predicted model, not a curated record
GCCGCGUAUAAACGUCACUCCUACAAGUUUGCCACGCAUACACCGACGGCGGCAUGAUGUGGCGGUUGCUGGGCUGCACGCUGAGCCUCUUCGUGGCCUCACAGCUCGGCUCGUGGUGCGUUUUGGCGUCCGCGGCUGAGCCGGACGCCGGGGUCCAGAUCGAGGUGUUGUUCAAGCCCCUGGAGUGCACUCAAAAGAGUAAAAGGGGAGAUCUGCUGAACGUCCACUACGAUGGCUACCUCGCCUCAGAUGGUUCUCAGUUCUACUGCAGUCGGUCAGACAAAGACGGGCACCCCCAGUGGUUUGUGCUGGGCGUGGGACAAGUCAUCAAGGGCCUCGAUAAAGGGAUGGAGGACAUGUGUCCCGGAGAGAAACGAAAAAUAACUGUCCCGUCCGGCCUGGCCUUCGGAGCACAAGGCAAAGACCCCGUGCCGCCCAAUGCCACGGUGGUCUUCGAGGUGGAGGUGUACUCCGUUUCCAGGGGGCCGCGCACAAUGGAGGCUUUCGGAGAGAUGGACCUGGACAGCGACAGAAGUCUCACGAGGGCCGAGGUCAAAGCAUACUUGAAACUGGAGUAUGAGAAAUCUGGGAAGCCGCGCGACGACCCGUUCUACGAGAAGAUCAUGGCGGAUAUCUUCCGCAAGAGUGACCGCGACACCGACGGAGUGAUCAGUGCCAAGGAGUACAACAUUUAUGACCACGAUGAGCUCUAAAAAAUCCACACUCCGAUGUUUGCACAAUGCAGAUGUUCUUUAAAAAUGUUUUAUAUGAAAAUACUGUAACGGUAAAAAUGACUUACCAGUUGUCCACUAGAAUGAUGAUGAACCCAUGAAAACAACAUACAUGGGAUCAAGCCACUAACUUUUAAUACCAAAUAUUAAUUAAACUAUGAAAGCACAUAUCCAACACAUCUGGACACUUUUUUGCAAAUACCACUACAUUUUGCAUGUUGAAAUACAUAUAAUUUAUAUAUAAUUGAUUGAUAAUUAAUAUAAUAUAUAUAUCUAUAUAAUUGAUUGAUAAUUGAUAAAUAUUUAUAUAUAUUAUAUAUAUAAAUGAGAUUUUUUUGUCUUGUGUCCUGAUGAACAUUGCAGCACAAAGAACAAACCACGUUGUGGAAUAUUUGGCUUUGAAAGCGUAUGUCGACUGUCAUGAGAUUUUGGGAGGAUAACCGGAGACGAGAAAGGAGCACGCCAUUGUAUGCAGAGGACGUCCAAUAGGAACAAGCCAUUAUUUGUGGAUGCGUUUCACCAGUUUGAUGAUUAAAUGUUUUAGUUUAUCAGACAUGUUUACAAGUUGUGUGUACAUCUUAAUGUGGUCCAAAGUGUGUCAUUGUAUCCGGUUGGAACAAUUGUUUUUAAGUAACAAGAAAUAAACCAUAGUGCAUGUGGAAAAAUUAA